UUUAUCGAGGUGAGUGUUAGCCACCCUUCAGGUCAUCCAGUUAGAAUUUGAGCCGCUGGGAGGCGCUGUGGUAGCGAGCGGGCGCAUUGAGCAGCGUCUCUGUUAAGGGAAGAUGUCGAUGCGCCGGUGGUCGGUUUCGGGGGUUGACUCGCGCCGCGGGGGCGAUGAGCGCACUUCCCUUCGCCCUGAGACUGACCUGCUGGCUAUCCUGCCUCGUCUUCCUGAUCAGCCCGACCUGCACCACAUCGGACAACCAGCAGGAAUCUCUUCGCCAAGGAGAUGACGUACGCACCCUCGAGGAAGGUAUCAAUGACGACAUCGAGAUCAACACCGAUGAGGAGGACGAGGACUACCUCGACGGUAAUACAACGGAAAAGGGCAAGUAUCUGGGAUCACCCUGCGAUUCGACCCAGACGUGCAAUCCAGAAUUACAAAACGUGUUCUGCGACGCUAUCACUGGUUUGUGCGAAUGCAAAAAAUUGUAUCCCGUACGGCUCGGUCCCACCAAAGGAUGCGACAAACCGAAGAAACUUGGAGAGCAAUGCUAUUACCGUGCAACUUGCACUUUCGCGGUCCAGCACUCGACUUGCAUCCAGGUACAGCACAAUGCUAUCUGUGCGUGCGAAGAAGGAUACCACAGGGUGGCUCUAUCGAGGCCUAAUAAAAAGGAUUUCUGCGCCGAAGAUCUGGUGCUGAUAACUACAGACGUCCCGACCUUAUUCGGUGUAGCAACCGGCUUAGCAGUAUUUACGGCACUAAUAUGUUUCGUACUGAAACUAUUUAGUCGAGCAAGAUAUACAAGACCACGACAUUACGCCAAUGCUAAUCAUGCGCCUCCUAUGUUAUUUUCCAGCGACACAGGUAUACCAUUAACACUUCACGGUGGAAGGCCAUCCUCUCGUACAAGUCAAAGAAGCAAUGGGGCACUGACCUGCGCGUUCACCAGGAGACCAAGCAGCGGCGGAAGUAGAGGACCUCUGGUACCAGCCUCGCGAGCAGGUGCGGCACGAGCCGCGGCCAUCUUGCUUAUUUCGUGCCACCUGCAGGCAACCAAAGGCGGGAACAAGCAUCGACGCACCCUUAGCGAUGUGGCCGAGGGUUCGUCCGACGGCCUCGGUUCCCGUCGUCCUAGCUUAGCGUCGGUUCACAGUUCCACGUCAUCGGCAAGAAGCUACAGUGCACGGAGACUGGAACGCGAGAGAAACGAGAAGGAACACAGGCAGCAACUUCAGGAACUGAGACUAGCAAGACAACGAGAUCAGCAGCAGACAGCACCGACGCCAAGUCCGAGGACGCCACAUUCGACGGAUGAGCUCUUGCCGUCCGUCGAGGAGGGAAAAGAGGUAUUCUACAACGAGCAAGUGCCAACAACGUCGGGUGUGGCUGGUACCACAACAACAACAGUGAACGAGGUAAUGUCCGCCACUCCUACAACGUCGACGUUUAACAGGGAAAUGGCACCCUGUACUUCGGGAGAUAUUUUCCAAGUGUAACUAUAAUCACAGUACGUGAAUUAGUUAUGUCUCGUGUAUAUAACUGAUAGACUUUAUAGCGCCACACUGUAAUUCUCAGAAUCGGUGGCGAUUCGUCCAAUGAUAGGGGAUUGAUUAGAAAGUGAUUGAAAAUAAUUUUUGGAACUGUCUUAUAAUUUUCGAAAAAGAAAAAUAGUACUGUAUAAUAUAUUCUUUUUUGUACAAUUCAAAGUUAUCCAUUUUUUGUUGUCACUCGCCCAAAAUACUACGUGACUUAUAAAUUUAAUAGACGUUUUAAAAAUGCUUCGUUUCAGUUUAACGAAUCCCUUCGGAAUUACCGUGUGGCACGAGAAUGAUAACGGUAGGGAUGGGUUCAAGGUCUGGUGGAAAAUUUGCCUUUGUACGAGAUAAAACUGUUGUAAGAACGCGUGCUAUUAACAAUAAGCUAAUUCGUAUUAUUGGAAUAACAAUGAAUGAAGAUGGUAGUAUUGAGUAAUAAUCUAUAAUGCGGGUUGAGCUAAUGAGGAAGAUAUAUUAAAUGAUAUCAAGUAAGUAAUAUUAUGCAAAUGUAAUAUUAACACGCUGUACCGUAGGUACUUUUCAACACGUGUAUUUAAUUACUGAUUAUCGUUUGCUUUUAUCGACCAACUUUAUUCAGGCACGGUUUUCAAUUAGACUAACUUUCUCAACCUGAUUUUCAGAGACGUUAAUACACGUAGGUUGGUAACCUUAUAUAAAUUCGAAAAAUUGAGAAUGAAGUUUUUUUUUUAAAACUACUACUUUUUACCAGGGCUGCCAACUCAAUCAUUUUUUUUAAUUAGCACAUAGGUAUCCUAAGUCACGUAUGGAUCCUGUAUUUCUGCACACGGGUGAUUCAAAAGUAAGGCGAGUUUUUUUUAAACAGUUUUUUCUUUGCUCUAUAUACAGGGUGAGGCGUUUAUAGUGACCCAGGCAAUUUUCUCCCAAACGAAGCGAGAUACAAAAAAAUGUUCGAUACAUUAGUUUCAUGGCUUCGAGGGGGACACAAGAUGGCGUCUUUCAAUUUUUUCCUAAAUAAAAGUAUCAAGGUCAUUUGAGGGUGAACUUUGGUUUUUUAAAUGAGAUGGUGUAUUUUUUGUUAUGGAAAUCAAAAGAGCAUCCAGGUCUCAAAGUACUGAUAUGCUAUGGUGUCAAAACUAAAGGAUCAUGGGAUAUUAAUUGAAAUAGAAAAAAAAAUCGGUUUACUUUUUAAUGGCGUAUACGCUCCGGGAGUUUUUUCGAUGAAAUUUCACAACAAAUGUUCGAAAUGUUGGCCAUUUACUUCGAUGCAUUUUUGAUAACGUUGAAUGUAAGAACGUUGCACUGCCAAUAGAGUGUCAUCCUCGAUAUUGGCAGAGGCAUCAAUGAUGCGCUGGCGGAUGUUGUCGCAUGUCGUCGGUACUUUCUUGUAAACUUUUUCUUUUAUGUAUCCCCACAAAAAAAAUCUGGAGACGUCAGGUCCGGAGAACGGGCAGGCCAAUGAACAGGUCCUCGACGUCCUAUCCAGCGAUCGGCAUAAUCUCGAUCCAAUAUUUCACGAGCUUGAAGCGAAAAGUGAGCUGGACAUCCAUCAUGUUGAUACCACAUAUUGCAUCGUUCCAGAAGUGGUAUGUCUUCGAGCAAUGUUGGAAGCACUCGAUCCAAAAAGUCCUUGUACCUCUGUCCGGUGAGUGUAUCUUCAAGAAAGUACGGGCCAACUAUGCGGUUUCGGUAAACACCACAUCAAACAUUUAGAGUCCACGGCCGUUGAUGUUCCACUUGCCGCAACCACCUCGGAUUUUCCGUAGCCCAGUAAUGCAUAUUGUGGCGGUUAACUUGGUUAAAUUUAACUUUAACUUGUUAAAUUUCAUCGAAAGAACCCCCCGCAACGUAUGCGCCAUUAAAAAGUAAACUGAUUUUUUUUUCUAUUUCAAUUAAUAUCCCAUGAUCCUUUAGUUUUGAGACCAUAGCAUAUCAGUACUUUGAGACCUGGAUGCUCUUUUGAUUUCCAUAACAAAAAAUACACCAUCUCAUUUAAAAAACCAAAGUUCACCCUCAAAUGACCUUGAUACUUUUAUUUAGGAAAAAAUUGAAAGACGCCAUCUUGUGUCCCCCUCGAAGCCAUGAAACUAAUGUAUCGAACAUUUUUUUGUAUCACUAUAAACGCCUCACCCUGUAUAUAUUUUUUUUGUAUUUUUCUUUAUUCAUUUUGUAUUUAUUAUUACUGAUGGCUGACGGUAUUGUUAAUGCAUUUUUGAGGAUAUCUGCGGAAACGAUACUUGGAUGUUAUUGGUACUUGUAGACGGCAGUGAUUUUGAGAAUUUUCGUAAUCCAAGCUGUGGUUCUAUGUUUAGAACGCACUCAUGCGAAUUGUCCAAUUUUUAUGGAGACUCGAUAUUUUUGAGCUUACAAUGACUUUACUCGUUUCAUUAGUGUACUGUGAUUUCAUAAGGGAUCCUUGAAGUGGAUGCUGCGUCAAAGUGGGUUUGAGAUACUCAGAUAAAAUGUGUAACGUGUGAAGGAAGUGGAUGAGUGAUUUAGUAUUUUGAAUUUAUACUUUCAAAAUAUAAUCUUGUCUUGGGGUCAUGCACUUUUCUGCUUGAUAGCUUUUAUAAUAGUAUUUUCAUCAUUUUUACGUGGUUGGACGUCCUGAAUGUUCUUGUUACCUUCGUUGCAGUAUUGCGAAUAUGCUUCUCCCACUUUCCUAUACUGCAAGGGUUGAUUGAGGAUGAAAAAUAAUUUUUGAAAAAUUACUUAACUCCGACGUACUUAAUACGUCUUUUAGCAAGUAAUUGACCGUAUAUUUUUUUUUCGAAAUAGUCAUAUGAAUUAAUUUCGAUUUCUAUUGAAACGUAUCGAUACGUUAUAAAACAAAGCUAAUCGAAAGCUAUCGAUUUCGUCUUUUUGAAUGUUUUUUAUGAUAACGUCAUAUAUUCAUAUAGCACCUACGUCUGAUAAUAAAUCUAGAAGAAAGAUUGUGUCUGUUCUUUAACCCAAGGAAGAUAAAACUGUUCGAGACGUUCAACUUAACGACUAAAUGUAACGAGUUUCUUAGGGUGAUAAAAGUGAUUAUAAACUAAAUACAAGAGAUUAAAAAAAGGAAAUAAAAACUAACCGCGUAAUAACGAUUUACUAGCGAGUCAUGUAUAAUAUUGUUCGAGUAAUUUAUGCUGCCUUUCGUGAGAUUGAGAAAACCAAGAAAUACAAGAAAAUAUUGAAAUAAUAUAUAUAUAUAUGAAAUAAACAAAGAAACCGUACGAUCGUCUUCUGGCUAAGUUGGUUUGAUGUACACGUGUUCCGCAACGAUUACCACUAUUAAUUCAAUCAUAUCAGUUCAAACCACCAUGUCGUGUAACCUGUAUAUUUUUUUUCGGGUAACCGACGCAAAACGUAUGAUUUUGAGAAUGGAUGUACAAUGUUAUCGUUUUAUUCCCUUUUAAAUAUUUAUUGUAUAAUAAAUUGUAAUAUAGUCGUUGGGCAAAAUAAAGCUCGUUUUUCUAGA
Molecule: messenger RNA, 4971 nt
Organism: Cephus cinctus (wheat stem sawfly)
Lineage: Eukaryota; Metazoa; Arthropoda; Insecta; Hymenoptera; Cephidae
Exons: 7
Coding region: 165-1493 (442 amino acids)
Biological process (GO): sensory perception of taste
Cellular component (GO): membrane; neuronal cell body; dendrite
Source: RefSeq, a predicted model, not a curated record